Molecule: messenger RNA, 1491 nt
Organism: Vitis vinifera (wine grape)
Lineage: Eukaryota; Viridiplantae; Streptophyta; Magnoliopsida; Vitales; Vitaceae
Exons: 7
Coding region: 211-1089 (292 amino acids)
Biological process (GO): snRNA export from nucleus
Source: RefSeq, a predicted model, not a curated record
AACAUAGCCCGCCGAUUCCAGAGCUCAGACCACAACCAAACACGCCAUAUCUGGGCACUACUGCCUGUUGCCAUUAAGACACCCAAACGGAGCCGGGAUGGACGAUUGACUGGUUUUUUUGGUGGGCGGUUUAUUCUUCUGCGUUGGGCGCACUGUUCAAUUAUAAAAUUGCCAAGUGACCUGAUUGUUUUGAAGUGUGGGUGUUUCUUCAUGGAGGGAGGAGACAACAUAUUAGAAGCAAUAUAUGAAGAGGAUGACUUAGAAGAUGUUGAGAUGCUUGAUAUAGAAGGAGAGCAUGUGGAUGUGGAAGAAGGAGAAUGUGUGGAUGUAGAAGGAGAGUUCAUGAAAGAGAAUUCACAAAGCAGUGGCCAAAUUGUGAAUACGGUGAAUCAAGAUGCUUGCAGUAAAAACCGCAGACGGAGGCAAAAUAAGAGGAAGAAUAAAAGGAAGAAGAGUGGUUCAGUGCCGAAAGUCACUGACAUAAACAGGUUUGUUUUAGAUACAUGCAAGCGUCUGAAGGAAAAGAAAUCAUACCUGGUCUGGACUGCUGUGGGUUGUCUUGGGGUAUCUGCAUUGAGUGAUCUUGUCAAAGAGGAGGAUAUUAUCAAGCAAAUAAAUCUGAUCUCAAAAUGGAUAGAAGAUAUCAUUCAGAUAAACCUCUUGCAUGUUAAAUGGCUGUUGAACUGGAUUAAAAAUGUGGAUGCAAUUCAAGCUUGUGGAGGUCAGAUGACAGCUGAUGGCAAACGCUCUAGAACAGGGGGUGGCAUAUUAUGGAGCAUAAUCAAAGUACGGGAUCCUAAUGCCUACAAAGAAAUAAUGAAAAGAGGGAAGGAAUUUGAGAAGCAAUUCAGGCAACCAAACAGUAAGCAACCACCAGCGCAGAACAAAGAGGCAUCUUCUCAAAAUAUUGUCCAUACAUCCAUUGAUGAUACUGCAAUCAACGUUUCAGAUGGUUCCCAGCUUACACCUCCAGUCCAAGAUCAACUUGAACAACCUAAUGCUGGAGGAAACCGUGUCUCUGUUCAUAAUAGGAUGAGGGUACCUGUUACAUACGAUGACUUGCUUGUGGAGAAUCCCAAAGAUGAUUAAACGUGAUUUUUGGAGUGAAUUGGCUUGGGGUGGAUCCCAAAGAGGCUUUGUCAUUUCUUUGGAAGUUUCUUGACAGACCCUGAUGGCAGUGCAGAUACCUUUCUAAAGAAGAGAGAGCAUAUUUUUUCCUCUCUUUAAAGAGAUUAAGAUUUUGUCCUCUAGCUUUACAGCAAUAUAUUGGUUUGUUUUAAAAGAAUUCUUCUAGUGGCACUGUGGCUUUUCUGCUUCUAGUUCUCGAGUGCAGGACAUGUUGCAUUCGGGUGUUGGAGCUGCGGGAAGAAACCCCAUCUAGCAAUCAGUUCUUUGUUUUGAUGUUGGAUGGGGAGGUGGGUUUUGUUGGGACUCGGGAGAGAUGUGGGAAUUUCUGAUUUAAGAUUAAUCAGUUGCAGUUAUUCCUUCUUA